AAACAGCUUCAAACCCUCUCUUCAGGGACAACCCCUAGACAAGGGUUGUCCUCCUGUCUUUGACAAUCCCCGCUCAAAGCGUCUCCUCUUUGAAACAGUCAGUCUAACGUUAAACAGAGUCCUAAUCAUUAUUCUCGUGGACACAUUUUUGUCCUCGCAGCUUUUCUGGUGCAGGGUUAAAAACAGAAGCGGAGGGAGGGAGGCGUGUGUGGGCUGGGAGGAUCUAUCUGGUCUGGAGUCGGUGGGUCGACGGAGCUGUUAGUACUGUAGGGUCUGCAGGAGGAAACUCUCUCCUUAGGACUCAAUAUUCAGAAACAAAACGGAAUGAACGACACUUUUCCAACUUUUCCCUCAGAGGGAGGAGAUCUUGUAGGAGGGAUUUACUCCGCCGGGACUGUACCGAUAACUAGAGCCGCUCUUGAAGACGUCUCCGGGGUGAAACAGAGUCGUUAAGGAACAGUAAUUAAUUACUCCAUUGCAGAUUUACUCUUCUUUUCGACUUUGAAGCGGUUCAAGAAAGUUGGUGGGUUUUUUUCAACGUCACUAGUUGGAUACGGACCGAAUCACCGCAGAUCCCUCUGCAGAUCCCUCCGCCGCUCCUGGCUCUACAGUCCAGUAACCAGAAGUCACCAGAAGCUGGUGGAUGAGGGCACGAUGGUUCCACCUCGCUGUUUCCUGCUGCUGCUGGUGGUUCGGUUCCCACAUGGACAGUCCAGACCAACCACGGAGGACAUGGACAAAGAUGCAGUGAAGUCCUCUGAAGAUGAAGAAGAUGAUGAGUCAUCCUCAGAGGAGAGCAAACUGUCCAAUGAGCUGUCAGCGAGCGCGCUGGCGCCACAGUGGUUGACCCCAGACAAGAUGGAAAAGCACCUGCACGCCGUUCCUGCCAGCAGGACGGUAAAGUUCCGCUGCUUAGCAACUGGAAACCCAGUUCCCAGCCUACGCUGGUACAAGAACGGAAAGGAGUUCCGGAAGGACCAAAGAAUCGGAGGCUUUAAGAUCAGAGAGCACCUUUGGACCCUGAUCAUGGAGUCGGUGGUUCCGUCCGACAAAGGUAACUACACGUGUGUGGUGGAGAAUGAACAUGGCAGUCUCAGGCACACCUACCUCCUGGAUGUCAUUGAACGUUCUCCCCACAGACCCCUCCUCCAGGCCGGGCUUCCAGCCAAUCAGACGGCAGCGGUGGGCAGCAACGUGGAGUUCGUGUGCAUAGUGUUUAGUGACCCACAGCCUCACAUCCGCUGGCUGAAACACAUCAGCGUGAACGGCAGCAGAGAGCACACAAACAGACACCCACAUGUCCUGGUUCUGAAGGCUGCAGGUUUGAACACGACUGAUGAAGAAAUGGGGGUUCUGAAUCUGAGGAACGUGACAGCGGAUGACGCUGGCGAGUACACCUGCCUGGCCGAGAACUCCAUUGGAGUGUCACACCACUCUGCCUGGCUCACCGUGGUGGAUGAGCUGCCUCCCUCCCCGCUGCCCUCCCAGACCUACAUGGAGAUCAUCAUAUACUGCUUGGGCUUCUUCAUCAUCAUUAUCAUACUCACCAUCACCGCUGUCAUCUGCCGGUUCUGCUGUGUCCCGAAGAAGAGCGACUUCAGCAGCCAGAUAGCGGUCCAGAAACUGGCCAAGAGCAUUCCUAUGAGGAGACAGGUGUCGGUGGCGUCCUCGUCCUCCCUACAGUCAGGGAAGUGUCUGAUGCGACAGUCUCACCUCUCUGGCAGAGUCACUGCCCUGGCAGGAGUGUCAGAGUACGAACUUCCCUAUGAUCCCGUCUGGGAGCUGCCGCGGGAACGGCUGACCCUGGGGAAGCCUCUGGGAGAAGGCUGCUUCGGUCAGGUAGUUCUGGCUGAGGCCAUUGGCAUCGACAAGAAUAGACCCAGGCGCCUCACCAAGGUGGCUGUGAAGAUGCUGAAAGCGGACGCAGUCGAGAAGGACCUGUCCGACCUGAUCUCAGAGAUGGAGAUGAUGAAGACCAUCGGCAGACACAAGAACAUCAUUAACCUGCUGGGGGCCUGCACUCAGGAUGGGCCUCUGUACGUCGUGGUGGAAUACGCUUCACUGGGGAAUCUGAGGGAGUAUCUGCGCACUCGCCGGCCGGCUGGGUUGGAUUACUGGAGCGGGCUGAGGCGGGCUUCCCUGUGCAGCGUAGAUGUGCGGGAGCUGGUGUCGGCAGCAUACCAGGUGGCCAGAGGGAUGGCAUACCUGGCUUCUAAGAAGUGCAUCCACAGAGACCUGGCAGCCAGGAACGUGCUUGUCACCGAAGACAACAUUAUGAAGAUCGCCGACUUUGGCCUGGCCCGAGACAUCCACCACAUCGACUAUUACAAGAAGACCACAAACGGUCGUCUGCCCGUGAAGUGGAUGGCUCCUGAAGCUCUGUUCGAUCGCAUCUAUACUCACCAGAGUGAUGUGUGGUCUUUUGGAGUCUUGCUGUGGGAAAUCUUCACCUUAGGAGGAUCUCCAUAUCCAGGGAUCCCUGUGGAGGAGCUCUUCAAGCUGCUGAAGGAAGGUCACCGCAUGGAGAAGCCAUCAGCAUGCACUCAGGAGCUGUAUCUGAUGAUGACGGCAUGCUGGCACGCGGUUCCUGCCCACCGACCAACAUUCCAGCGGCUGGUUGAAGAUUUAGAUUGCACACUUUCUCAAAUAUCCAACCAGGAAUACCUGGACCUCUCCGUCCCCCUGGUCCAGUACUCUCUGGUCAGCAGCUUGGCUUCAGAUCGUUCCUGUUGCUCCGCAUAGUUGUCAUGGAAACGUUCCUGCAUCAUGUUCAUACUGCUUGUUGCAGUUCAGAUUAGGAUGACGAGGAACAGAAAAGACAUGUGACUGAGCUCAGAAACACAGACUCACCGCUAAAAAUGGACGAGUGAGUUCAGGACUGAAACAAAAUGGUGAAUAUUGUAAAUAAACUGGAUUAAUUAAAGAAACAGGAAGAACACACCACAAACACACAUGUAGAAAUAAAUCUGUGAUUUUGUAAUAUUUCCAGGAGCAUCUUCAACUCUAAUCAGUGGUUCAAUUUGUGUAUUUUCUGUUUGUUAUCUGUGAUGUCAUGAUAUCAGUGCUACAGUUUAUCCUGCAGCCGUUACACGAAAUACAUGUAAAAUAACUGAUUAACUGUAAUAUAAAAUGUUUUGACUUUUCUUUUUUUUUUGUUAUUCAAUGCUGGAAGUCAGUUCAGG
Molecule: messenger RNA, 3182 nt
Organism: Cololabis saira (Pacific saury)
Lineage: Eukaryota; Metazoa; Chordata; Actinopteri; Beloniformes; Belonidae
Gene: fgfr1b
Product: fibroblast growth factor receptor 1b
Exons: 17
Coding region: 655-2742 (695 amino acids)
Biological process (GO): positive regulation of kinase activity; fibroblast growth factor receptor signaling pathway; protein phosphorylation
Cellular component (GO): signaling receptor complex; membrane
Molecular function (GO): fibroblast growth factor receptor activity; ATP binding; fibroblast growth factor binding
Source: RefSeq, a predicted model, not a curated record